CCCUGACGAGUCUGAGUUGCCGAAAAGAUCUCUCUAUAUACAGCAUGAUGAGGAUGGCUUGCCAAAUGUGAUCUCUGAAACUUUGGAUAAUAAAGCGCGGCUUCUGUUAAAAAGUUUACUUGACAGUGCAACUGAAAGGAUUUUAAAGGCCCAUUCACGGAUUGUAGCUGGUCAGGUUGAUGCAUCUUUGAAAUGUACGUCUGGACAGCCACAACGGUUGAAAGGCUCGGUGAAAGAACAACAUCUUGCAUUAUCAAAUGCGUUGAAGCAAAGUUGGGAAAAGCAAUCUGUUAGAACAGAAACCGGUGGAUUAAAGUUGGAAGGAGUUGUUAAGCCAGUAACUGAGGUAGGUGUGAUAGAGAUGCCAAAUCUCGUCUUCUCUGCAACUGAAUCUGAAAAUAGCAGGAAACGCUGCAGGGUUUGCCAACGCCCCAAAACUGUGAAGCAAUUUAAGCCUAUAGGGAAAGCCAAGUUUUCUGAUCAUGGAAGACCGAGCUCUAUAAGAGUUACAACAUUGGAGGAUGAUAUGCCAAGCAAUCAAAGUAGCCAUUUUUGCUUCACCUCAGGAAGCAAUGAAAGGGGAAAUGAGAAUGGAGUUUUUCUCGGUGGUGUCUCAAGUGGCAUUGGAUCUGUGGCUUCUUCUUCAUAUAGGCCGGAGUUUGAUUUUGUUAAAACAGAAGUUAGGCAUGAGUUUACUCCUGAAACCGAGGGGAUACCCGAGGACAACAGUUGUUUUUCUAGAGAAGUUUCAGACGCCAUCAAGCAAAUUGAAAUGCAUAUUUCAGCUCUGCAAUUGGAAGCCAAAUCGGGUACAAAUGUCAUUGGAUCUGAGUCGCGUGAUACAGUUGCUGAUUGUUUUCUGCAAAUGGAUAUCUCGAGUGCCAUUAAGCGGACAAAAGGAUUGGUUGCCAGUAGCGAUCCAUGUCAAGCUCGUGCAGUUGUAAACGAUUCACAGUAUCAUUUGGACCGUCAAUGUUCUGUGGAGCCUAUAAAUUCACUAUAUCAGGGUCCUAUUAGGAUGAUGAAUCAACUAACUGAUUCAACAUCUCCAAAUUUGGCUGCUAAUCAAGCUACGAUGACUCGUGAACACAUGAGAAAUGCAGAUCUUGUCUCAAAACAUAAUGUGUCAGGUCGGGGCGAAGAGCCUAUUGAUGAUGACCACGAGAUGCAGAUACUGAAAGGAAAUUGGCUUGCUCUUCAGGACCUCAAGACCAUUCUCAACAAAUUGGAGUCUGCGCGUGAACCAAACAGCUCGGGUCAUGGUUUUGCAAACCGGACAACUCCUGAUCGUAAGGGUUAUAGUAUCUCACAAGGCCAAAACAAGACAGUAAAUACACUUUCUGCUUUGCCUGCUAUAAACCGGGAUCAAGAUCUCGUGCCUUUGAAUCCGAAUCCCAGGAAACCGAGAAUUCCCAAAUCAACCGUGCAGCUGAAGGACAGUGAAAAGGAUUUGCAGCAUCAUAAAACUACGAGGCAGACUUGGUUGGAUUCCAAGGAAUCCAAGCAUGGCCACCUAAUAGAGGCCAGAAAAAACUUGUAUAAAAGUCUGAAGGAUCUAAAUCACUUUGGAUUGUCAAGGAAGGAGAAGUUUACAAACUAUCCAAAAAGAAGGUAUCUACUAGAGCAGGAACCAGAGGCUACAGUGUCGAGCUCAUACUCAAGCCAGCCGAGAAGCACUUAUGGUAGUCAUACCGAAGACUAUUCAGAAUCGGGCCACCACCAGAAUUAUACAGAUGCACCAAUUAGCGGCAGUUGCAGCGAUAGUGAGUUAUACCCUUCACAUCUCAUCAGAAGAAGAAGCCGUUACAUAAAUGACUCAAGCAGUUGUGAGAAUGAGGCUUACUCGCCAUCGUUUCCAGAUAGUGCUAGCUUUCUUCGAAGGAGUUCUACACACAGUGGCGAGAGUGAGGCAUCCUCGCAAUCCAGCCAGCCAGUUAAUUCCUACUCUAAUGAUUCUUCGUCAAAGACUUGCAGUCCUGUUAGGGCAUAUAAAUCUGCUAGUGUGGAGAAAACUAAGAAACAAGUUGGACGGUGGACGAAGUUCAAAGACAAGCUAGGAAUUAUAUUUCAUCACCACCACCAUCACCACCAUCAUCAAAAUAACGAUAAGAAAGCCGAGAAUACUACUAAUCACAGAACCAAGGUAAACCAUGAAACACCUUUGCCAAAGCACAAAGGAAAAAGCCCCUGCCCUCCAAGAAAACAUGAGGUCCAUGAAGAACAACAACAGGCUGUGCAAAAGCUCGGUAAACCUGUGGUAUGUGAUCAACGUGGCAAAAGCCAACAUGGGAGCCAUUUUCAUGCUCUUGUACAGGGGUUGAAGAAUUCAAAGUCACUGAAACAUGGCAACCUGCAGUCAAAGAAGGGGAGACAUGGUAACAAGCAGGCGGUGAAGACAUCUCAUUGGUGGGAGCUAUUGCGUCAACAUGGAAGAUUCAAAAAGCCACCUGCCUUGCUUGAAUAUACCCCGCAAAAGAAUUUUGUAAGACCAAGUGAGAGGAGGUAAAUAUCAUUGUUAGGCCGUUCAGUUUCUAGGUAUACAAGUAUAUUAACUGUUCAAAUUAUCAUAUGUAUAGUCUCAGCAUUGCAAUACCAUUGUAACGAUAUUGUCCACAAAAAUGACCCUUCUAAUGACAACUGAUAAGCACCUUAUUUAAUUGCCUAAACUAUUAAGAUUUAAGAGUGAU
This is a messenger RNA of Ipomoea nil (Japanese morning glory), 2687 nucleotides long. RefSeq lists its product as uncharacterized. The record is from RefSeq and is a predicted model, not a curated record. The transcript has 4 exons. Bases 362 to 2506 code for a protein of 714 amino acids. Lineage: Eukaryota; Viridiplantae; Streptophyta; Magnoliopsida; Solanales; Convolvulaceae.